Radiomyces spectabilis is the source of this 690-nucleotide messenger RNA. RefSeq lists its product as uncharacterized. NCBI's taxonomy places the organism in Eukaryota, Fungi, Mucoromycota, Mucoromycetes, Mucorales, Radiomycetaceae. Bases 59 to 304 code for a protein of 81 amino acids. The record is from RefSeq and is a predicted model, not a curated record. The transcript has a single exon.
AUAGAUGGAGUAGUUGCGCAUACGCUGGAAAAUCUGUCGCGAGUUGAUCAAAGCUUCAAUGAUGACGGAAAGACCCGGUUCGGUCAACACAAUAUCGGCCGCGGAACGAGCAGCAUCGGACGCAUCGGCUACCGCGAUACCAACAUUGGCCUUGGACAAGGCCGGAGCAUCGUUGACACCGUCACCGGUCAUGGCCACCAUGUGGUCCAUCUUUUGCAAUCGUUCGACGAUUUCGUGCUUGUGCUCAGGAUACACGCCAGCAAAACCGUCCGCACCCAGAACCAGUUCAUCCACUGUAGAGUAACCCGAGCCAGGGGGUGGGCCUUCUUUCAGUGUCUUUGACAAGAACAUGUUAUCACCCAUGCCGAGACGACGGCCGGUUUCUUUUGCAAUAGCCAGUUGGUCACCGGUGAUCAUCUUGACUUGCACGCCCAAUUCCUGAGCGCGAUCAAUGGUUUCUUUGGUAUCCGAGCGAGGAGGAUCGUAAAUAGGCAACAGACCCACCAGACGGUAGCCUUUGCCUUCACCGUCAACCUUGCCAUCCGGCACUUCAUCGACGGCCACCGCCAGCGAACGCAGACCACGACGGGCAAAUUCGUCGACAUCGUCAUUCAGAGCUUGGAUCUGCUCAUCGGUCUUGUCGCGCGUGCACAGAUCCAGAAUAAAGUGGGACAUACCCUUGGUAGCACG